Messenger RNA from Anastrepha ludens (Mexican fruit fly), 1302 nucleotides. RefSeq lists its product as uncharacterized. The record is from RefSeq and is a predicted model, not a curated record. Lineage: Eukaryota; Metazoa; Arthropoda; Insecta; Diptera; Tephritidae. The transcript is spliced from 4 exons. The coding region runs from base 495 to 878 and encodes 127 amino acids.
UGUUGGCAAUGGCUUGCAUGUGACUCGCACGAUAUAACUUCGACGAUGACGACGAUACACGACGAUGACAGCGCUGUCGACGCUGGAGCUUCGGCGCUGUCGUCUCGAUUUUGUAGAAAAUUUGUGCAAAACACAGUUUAGUGUAGACUCCCCUAGGUUUCGGUUGUAUCGAUAUUGUUUGUAGUGCGUGUGAGCGAGUUGUAAAGCCGUCGGUGUUUUGGUUAUUUGCUGUUGGAUUGAAAGAAAAGAUAUUGUGCUUUAAGUUUAUUUUUCAGCCAAUCGUUUGGCUUUUGCUAAUUGCAAAAAGUGAAAAGAGAUGGAAUGAAAUAUAGCAACAGUAAAAAAUUACUGUAUUUGCACUAAAAAAAAUUUAAUUAUCCACGAGAGCUCACGUAAAUGAAUUAAAAACAUUUUUUAAACGCAAAUCUAAUCAAAACCUUCAAAAUACAAAGCAGAAAAAACAUUCAAAAAAGAAAUAUAAAAACAUUUUAAAUAUGUCACGAAAAGCUGUCCCAUGUACAGCAAGCACCAGCGGCUUUUUGGUGGGAUGCACAUCAACUCUUUGUAAGCCGCUGCUGGUACUGCUCCUCUUGGGAUGCGUAGCCAGCUUGUGCGCUACUACAGUACAAGGCAGCCCGCUUGUGCCAAAAACAGAUAAACAAGAACUAACGGACUCUCAGCGUUUGACGAAAGUAUUAAGAGAUCCAAAUUCGCCGGAGGCGCACGAACAUAGGCGACGUGUGGCAUGCCGUCGCGCUUGCUGGGCCAAGUACGUGCCUGAGGAUGCUGAUUGCCUAAAGGACACAAUAUGCUAUCAGGUAAGCAAAUGCUGGCUUAUAUUUAUGACAGAGGAAAAUAAACGAAUAUGUAAGUUUUAGUUUCUGAGCUUUUCUUAUUUUAUUAAUUCGAAGCUACAGCUUUUUAAGCCAUUGGUAGGAUUACCAGAGAUUAAUGCUUUCAAAUAUCCCAAAACAAACGGAUGGUUUCAAUCAGCUAUCUUUUAGGCCAUCAUACAGGGCCCUUCCGAUGGAUAGAAAAGACAUGUUUGGAGCACCAUCAUGCUUGAACCAGAGGAGUGUCACCCAAAAUCUCAAUCAUAGCGUUCUGCGGAAGUUUAGGAUAAAGAUAAAGAUGAAGAUAGAGAUAAAGAUAAAGAUAAAGAUAAAGACAAAGAUAAAGAUAAAGAUAAAGAUAAAGAUAAAGAUAAAGAUAAAGAUAAAGAUAAAGAUAAAGAUAAAGAUAAGGUAAAGAUAAAGAUAAAGAUAAAAAUAAAGAUAAAGAUAGAGAUAGAGACAAAGAUAA